Mesocestoides corti is the source of this 1647-nucleotide messenger RNA. NCBI's taxonomy places the organism in Eukaryota, Metazoa, Platyhelminthes, Cestoda, Cyclophyllidea, Mesocestoididae. The record is from the annotation of a GenBank genome assembly.
AUGUCGGAUUCACCCGCAUCAAGUGCGAACACCGAAGAGCAACGUAGGGGUGACUCACCCUUUGGACGUUUGCACCAGAAGCAGUCGCCAGCUGCGAACGCAAUUGAUGAAGGCGAAAAUCGCAAUUUCCGGAAGAAAACGAAAGCAAUGCCUCAAUGCGAUUUGGAAGUCGUCAAGGAUGAUGGGCUCCCUGCGAUACAGGCAUUUCCUUCUAACGCUCCAAGAAAUCUAACGGGAUUAAACCUACGAGGAAGUAAAAAAGCAAAAUGCAUCGACUCAGGAAUAAAUGGAAACCAACGCAUUAAUCGUAUUUUCCAAAUUACUAAAAAAGGAGUUAGGCAAGAGCCUCAACGACGAUCUGGCGUCACGAAAAAGCGUUCCUUGGACGAAAUAUCCGAAUGGAGCAUGGAGAAAGAGAAUAAAAACGUUAUAGAAAAGGCGAACUCGAAAUGCCUCGAGGGAAUUCGAAUGUUGAUGGAAAGGCAGACUCUUUCGGUAGUGGAAAGAAAUGCCUCCCGGACUCUCAUUAAGCCGACCAGAGCGAAGAAGGUCAUAACGAUUCCUAAAGGCACUAGACUCGCCUUCUCUAUUUAUAAUGGCACCUGGAUACACAAAUACCCGUUAAUUGUCGAUCGCCUGCACAUUAAUCCCCUUCUUGAAUACAAGGCUACAGAUCGCGGAGAAUUUCCUCUAUUCUAUAAGCGAAUUCUUCAUUACCUCUUAAUUCGUGAUGCACAACUAUCUUUGGACUUUGAACCCAACUGCCUUGUUCGAAGUGGCCUCAGCACCAACCUCCGCGGCAUCCUCUUCGAUUGGAUGAUUAAGGUGCAGCAGUACUUGCAGAUGAGGACGGAGUCAUUGCACUUGGCCGCAUCUUUUGUGGAUCAGUUUAUAUGGCACUUGAAAAUAGCGAAAGAAGACUACCAACUCGUGGCUAUAACAGCUCUCUUUCUCGCCGCAAAGGUCAAUGAACGCGUUCCUGUGUCAUUGAAAACACUUUGCUACCUCACGGAACACUCCUUCGAACCAGACCAGGUCCUCGAACUCGAAAUUACCAUGCUGAGAGUUCUGAACUUCAAAAUGAAUCCCACAAUUCCACACACAUUUUUAUCUUUUGCACUCAUGGCGUGCAAUGAUCUCUGCGACGCAAGCAUAGAUAAGAUUCGACUGAUGUGCCUGUAUCUGUUCGACCUUUGCCUUCCUGAGUUUGCACUUUGUCAGUUCUCCUCAAGUCUGCGCUGCGCUGCUGCUGUGUACCUCUCUCGUCGACUAAUACUCUCCAGCGCAUACCCAUCGCGCUCCAUCGACUCCUCUCAGUCUUCGUCCCCCACUAGCUGCGUGUCCACAGCCGCAGCUCCCGAUCUCUGGACGCCCAAGUUGGCUGCAUUCACGGGCCAUCAUGUCUCGAAAAGCCUUAAAAGGGUUUCCUUGAUCUACGCCUCGAUGCUGGCCAAAAUGCAGCUACUGCUCGCUGCUCCUGACGUGAACGAGUCGACAGACGGAAAGGACGAGUGGACAUUUGAUGCUGCCCUAUUGAAAUACAGCAGUAGGAAAUACGGGAAGGUGGCCCAAUGCUCCCUCUUCUCUAACUUCAAUUAUUCUCAACUGCUUGAGGAAUGGACCUUAACAUUUCCAUCGCCGCCAUAA